Messenger RNA from Mangifera indica (mango), 1368 nucleotides. Its product is annotated as alpha-1,3-arabinosyltransferase XAT3-like. The coding region runs from base 1 to 1368 and encodes 455 amino acids. The record is from RefSeq and is a predicted model, not a curated record. Gene Ontology annotation, molecular function: glycosyltransferase activity. The transcript is spliced from 3 exons. Lineage: Eukaryota; Viridiplantae; Streptophyta; Magnoliopsida; Sapindales; Anacardiaceae.
AUGGGGCAGGAGCAAAACAGGAUUCUGCUCUGUGCAGGCACUUCCAUGGCUGCCCUUCUUCUUCUUGCUUGGCUUUAUGCCAAAGUUUUCUCUGCAAAUGUCACCACAUUUGAGCUCUGGAAGCUGCACCAGCAAGCAGGAUUUUCCAUGGCUGAUCAUGAAGCUAUGUUAGCAAAUUACUCUUUGGAUUUUCCAUUAAGAAGACUUGUUAGAGGCAAUGAUCGGAUUCGGCUCGAUAUAACAGGAUUUGCUUGCCACUCAGACCUUUACUGUCAAUUAUGCAUUGCAAACAAAGAAGUUCGGAUUGACAACAGAAACCUGACAGUUUACAUUCCCUCGUCACAAUCCGAAGUCAGCCAAAUGAAUAUCAAGCCACAUCCGACUCUAGAUCCAUUGAAAUAUGUUACAUCAGUUCAGAUAGUUACUGGAGAAGCCAAUUCACCUCCCUGCGAUUUCAAGCAUAAUGUUCCAGCUUUAGUUUUCUCGUCCGGAGGCUAUACAGGAAACCUGUUUCAUGAAAUGGAUGAGCUUAUCAUCCCUUUGUUCAUCACUUCACGCCAUUUCAGAUCGUACCUUAAGUUCGUCAUCACUGAUUAUAAGGCCUGGUGGGUGAGCAAAUACAGAAGGAUUUUAAGUCGUUUGUCGCGGUAUGAGGUGAUAAAUCCGGCCGUAAAUGGCAGUGUUCAUUGCUUUCCUGGAGCUGUGAUAGGCCUGAAAUUCCAUGGCUUUUUAGCCCUUAAUUCAACAGACAUUCCAGGAGGGUACUCAAUGUAUGACUUCAAGCAUUUUCUAGCAGAAACAUACAAUCUGAAACACAGAAAUGUUUAUGAAAUCAAGAGAGAAAAGCCCCUUCUGAUUUUGAUCUCCAGGGGAAAAACAAGAAGGUUUGUAAAUGAAAAUGAACUGGUGGCAAUGAUGGAGGAAUUGGGCUUUGAAGUUGUGGUGACAAUGCCUAACAGAAUGUCAAAUUUGAACAAAUUUUCUGAGCUUUUGAACUCCUGCAGUGUCCUGGUGGGGGCUCAUGGUGCUGGCCUGACAAAUGAGGCGUUCUUGCCAGCGGGCGCCGUGGCAGUGCAGGUGGUGCCACUGGGGCUGGACUGGGCUGCAGCUGCUUACUUUGGUGAGCCAGCAAGACCAAUGGGAGUGAAAUACUUGGAGUACAAGAUUGAGCCUGAAGAAAGCAGUCUGUUUCAGACUUAUGGGAAAGAUGAUCCUGUUGUUUCUGAUCCUCAAGCUAUAUUUGCCAAGGGCUACCUGGCUGCCAGGGCCGUGUAUAUUGAUCAACAGAAUUUGAAGAUUAACGUGGAAAGGUUUAGAGAGACACUUGUAAAAGCCAAAGAACUUAUUCAAGAGCCAAGUGAUGGCUGA